GUGUCAGAUGGAUUCUUUGAUCACAGGCUCUUGGUGUAAAUAAAGGACAUUGCCUUUGUAAGGGUGCCCUGCUCAGUUCCUUGUUCCUCAGUUCCAAAGGCACGGGAGGUGAUCCCUCACAGCCCACAGGGAGCAUGGCAGGAUGGCAGUCAGUGCUAAUCCUUCAGGUCACUCACACGGGUCGGCUUAAGCAGCCGGGUUCUCCCUGUGCUGGCACAGGGCAGCGGUGCCCUCUGAGCAGGGAGCUGAGGCGGUGCCUGCUCUGGGGCCUGGAUUCCCCCUUGGAGAGCUGGAAGUGUGACAGAAGCCAGAAAGGACCCUCUGCUAUUAAGGUGUGUGUGUUUGUAUCUAUAAGUACAAUGUGUUUUGACCAGGGCAUGCACAAACAUUCUGCAUUUGCCUACGGGAGACGUGGCACUGGAAUGUGAGAGAGGGCUGAGGGAAAAGUGAUCCGCUCGUGUUCUCCCUGCUGACGAGCGCAGCACCACUGCAGUUCCAGGCAGCCAGUGAGUUUCCAGUCAUGUAAACUUUGGCAUAUGUGCAGAACACCUUCUAGUCUAUAUAUAUAUAUUGUGUCAACAGUGGUAAUGUUUUGGAAGUGAGUAUGCUAAGGUAAGAGUGAUUUUGUACUAAAAUGUUUGCUAAAUUGACAACACUGACGUGUUUAAGUAUCUUUACAGACAUCAUAUUUUGUAUGUUGUUUUUGAUAUUAAAGGAUACAUGUUUUGCUAGCCUUAACUCCAUUCUUUCAAGUUCUGCURUGUUAGAAGGGUAAAAAUGAAUGUUUAAUGUUUUCCAUGGUGCUAAAGUAACUGUGAUCAGUCUCAAAUUCAGAAUAAAGAUGGUAGUUCUUAARUGGCCCAUUUGUUACUGCAUGCAUCAUUUUCAGUCUUAUUGAGAAAGAUUUGUCAUUUUGAAAAGUAAUUUUUUGUUGUCUUCUGAUAAUUGUUGAAUCUAGUGUGUAGAUCUUUGUGUAAAAGUCUUUACAGCUUUUAUUGCCACUAUGGUCUGACUGAAAUGUCCCCAUUACAUUUUCUCCUCAAUUAAUAUAUGGUAUAACCCAUUUCAUUCUGAUUGCACUGACAAUCCAUUUCAAGACUAACGAUUUAUAAACCUAAACUAUUGAGUUGCUUGUUUCUGAAAACUGAUUUUCUCUAUUUUCAAUUCUGGGGCUUAAUAUCAAACUUGCAGAAACAGUUGCAUUCACAAAAGGCAGAAGAAAAAUUGAGAAGGGAGRGGGGAAAACUGUGGUAAAAUAAGCUUGGGUCGUGUUUUAAAAAAAUUCUCAUUUUGCUUCAUGAGCUGCCAGUGUGAUUCAGUGGGACCUUUAAUCAUUUACUGGCCUGCUACCAGCUUCCCUUUGACUUACCUUGGUGAUAUGAAGCAUGAAGUGUUUCCUCAUUGACAGCUUCACUAAGUCCCAGGAAUUCAUCCACCUUCUCUUUGUAGUAGGGCCAAAUAUUYAAUUUCUUUAAUAAAUAUAUCUGAUGAUGUGGGUGAAAUACUCCCUUUCCAGCUGGGGUUAUUCUCUAGGCUGUUUGCAGUUCAAAUUAAAAUUCAAAAAGGUGCCCAAAACCUUUAUAAGUGCCUGGGUGCUGUUGCCAUUUGUACAUUCUCAAUGUACAAAGCUUCUUUGUAAGUGUAUGAAACAACAGUGAGGGGAAGCCCGGGGCAGACAUUUCGAAUACUGCKGUACCUUUUUCAGGAAGCUGUUUUUAUAACAAGGCAAAAUGCUAACAUGUAGAAAUGUGAUUUGACUCGUGUGUGACUACUCUUAUAGUUGAAAUUUUGUUAUCUGGAGYUGUCUUUACCACUGGACCUGCGAACAUAAGCUCAGCAGUGUUCUGCAGAUAUCUYAUGCUUCAGACCUUGCACUCUUGCUAAAGUAUGAACGGGAGAUCGAUCAGGUUUAAAUGUUACCUGGCGAGGUUACUUGUAGCAAGCAGCUAAAUUUUUGUCAAUGCGUCAAUGCCCCCAGGCUAUUCGAACGGAAAAUGUUUGCAACAUGUUUGCCAGUGYCAGGAAAAACGUGAUUGGGCUACUGCUCACUGUCCGUGCACUAUUAUAGCCCAGUAGAUCUUUAUGAACAACUCAAAACAAAGCAGUGCAGUUUGGAAUUAGCUUUUGAGUUGUUCGUGAGGCUUAAACACACCUAGCAUGCUGAAAAACAGAGUCUUUUUUACAGGGAGCAGCACCUUAGUGGCGGACAGGGAGCAUGAACUGCGACUUGUGGCACAGUCUGAGCUGCUCCACGUGAAUGGUGGGAAUUUGUGUAGUUUUAAUACUCGGUACUUUCAGUACCAGGAAUAUUUUAAUACCUGCCCUUAGGAGACCGGGCAGCUCGCUCUCUCUCGAAGCUUUAUUAGCGUGACAUAACGCAGUCAUUGUAAAAGACAAAGGCCUUUUAUGAUCGGUUGUCUGAAAGGUCGAGUGCAGUUUAUAUGAUAACACAGAUUAAAAAUAAAUAAAAUAAUAAAUGAUGGUUUAUAAGGGCACUUCUUCAGGCACUGAGGCACAAACCUGAAGCGGCGCGGAGUGCCAGCGGUCGCGGCAAUGUCGGUCCCCAGCGCAGAGCCCUGUUCCCAGGAGGAGCCCCAUUCCCAGGAGGAGYCCCCGGCGGAGGGGGAGGCGGUGCCGGCCCCCGGAGCUGAGCCCGGCGCUCCUCCCGCUCCGCUUCCCGAUCCUCCUCCCGCUCCUCCCGGCGCCKUGCGCGGGGCGGGGCCGGCGGGGCYGCGCUCCCCGGGCCCGGAGCGGCCCUCGGAGCCCGCGGCGGGAGCCAUGGCCGACCGGGAGCUGCAGGUCCGCUUCAUCGAGCCGGGGGAAGGCGAGGAGGAGGCGGCGAGGGCGGCCGGCGGCGGCUGGCGAUGCUGCCGGUGUGUGGACGGGAACGCGCUGCGCUGGUGCAUCACCGGGGCGCUCUGCGCCUCCUUCCUGGGGCUGGGGAUGAGCAUCGCCGURCUGGGUCCCACCUUCCCCAACCUGGCCGCCAAUGUCCGCAAGAACGUCAGCGACAUCUACUACAUCUUCGUGGGCCGGUCCCUGGGCUACCUGGGCGGCUCGGUGGUCGGCGGGGUGCUCUUCGACUGCAUGAACGCCAGCCUGCUGCUCGCAUUAUCCAUGCUUGCAACAACGGCUGGUCUUUAUGGGAUACCCUGGUGUAAGCAAGCCCUGCUAUUGACAGUUUUGAUGUCAGUUAUUGGAGGUUCCAUGGGAAUUCUGGACACAGGUGGCAAUGUACUGGCACUGAAUACCUGGGGCUCAGAGGUUGGGCCACACAUACAGGCUUUGCACUUCAGUUUUGCUGCUGGUGCAUUUUUGGCUCCGAUCCUGGCUAAAAUGGCUUUGGGAGGUUAUGAAUCUGAAGAACUUCCAGAGGCUGAAAAGACAAACCAGUCUGUCCUCAAGUCUGUGCCAACAGCAUCAGCUGCAUCACCGACACCGACACCGAAAGACCAUCAUGAUGAAGACUUUUUGUGGUCCUAUAUUAUCAUAGGGACAUACAUUCUCCUAAUUUCCAUCUUCUUUUUUGUUUUAUAUGCAAAGGGUAGCUCAGCUCAAGACAAAGCAAAGGCUUCUGGGCAGAAGGGCAAGCUUGCCAAACACCACUGGGCUCUAAUUGGCCUCCUGUUCGUCUUCUUCCUCUUCUACGUGGGAGCAGAGGUCACUUAUGGCUCUUAUGUAUUCACUUAUGCAAUGGUCUUUGCCGAGAUGACAGAAAGCGAAGCAGCUGCUUUAAAUUCUGUCUUCUGGGGCGCAUUUGCCACGUGCAGGGGGCUGGCAAUAUUUGGCGCCGCUUUCCUGUACCCUGGCACCAUGAUCCUGAUGAGUCUCUUAUGCUCUGCUGCCUCCUCGUCAGCCCUGGCGUUCUUCGCGCAUUUCCGAGUSUCGCUGUGGGUGGGAACGGCCGUGUACGGAGCGUCCAUGGCCACCAUCUUCCCCAGCGGCAUUUCCUGGAUCGAGCAGUACACGGUGGUGGAAGGCAAGUCGGCCGCUCUGUUCGUGGUGGGCGCRGCGCUGGGUGAGAUGUGCAUUCCUGCCGUGGUGGGCUAUCUCCAGGGCAGGUUCCAYCACAUUCCCGUCGUUAUGUACACCGCCUUCGUCACCUCUGUCAUCACCGUGCUGCUCUUCCCCGUGAUGUACAAGCUGGCCAACGCUCCCCCGGACGAUGACUCCAAAGAAGUGAGUGACACCGAGACCUGCAGAGCUUUGCUGUCGAACUCGAGGCUUACUGAGGAUGAGGAGGAUGAGGAGGAUGUGAGGGAGUGGAAUGAUGCAGACUUUGAGGUCAUAGAAAUGAAUGACAAGCUGAAAAGCUCUCCGACGGAGAGAUUCCGUAAGAUUCCAGAGGACUCUCCAGCRGAAAUCUCUCUCCAGCCCCAUCUGGACAAUGUCUUGGGUGACUCUCCAGUGGUUGUUGAAGGCUCCCCUGAGAGACAAAAUGGGAAUGUUGACUGGGAAAAGAGUUAAUGGAGUCACAGCUGAGGUUUCUGUUGUUUUUUGGGGUUUUUUUUUUUCCUAAUGGAAAUGUAAUUGAACUGUAGCUGUUGUCAAGUGGUUCAGGAAUCCUUUCACAGUGGUGUGUGCAGAGCUCAGGGCAUUCAUUUUCCCAGCCCUCUCUCCUCUUUCAUUUUCAGCCUCCAGGGAUGUGCCUUGGAGUGGAAAGGUCCUCAGUGACRUGAGUGGGGUAAAAUGACAAAUGCACUCGUAAUGCCAAAACUGUUAAAGUGUAAGAGAAGUUUUCUAAAUGUGAGUCAUGCAUCCRAGUAAGAGAUGCUGUAAUAACUGGGAAAGAAGGGGGCAGCUCACACUACUCAGGUUUUUGGGGUGGAUGAAAAGUGCAGGUCUGAGRUGCUUUGUCACAAACUGAUUUCAUGAGAGAGGAGAGAAAUCUGUUAYUGGUGAUGCUGAACUUUCUUACCUUAUGAAAGAGGAACGUUUUUACUGCAUUUGAAAGUUGUGUGUAAUCAGGAGAUCAGUUAAAAUUUCAGGUGAUGCCCAGCAGCAGUAAACUGAAUAACCUUUUGGCAAACUAUAUGAAUUUCUGGUUCUGAGACUAAAAAAAAAAUCUGGGCAUUAUUUCUUAGGAGUGGAACCAUGCCUUUGGGUCAUUUAAAAGCGGUUUAUGAGAAGGGGCACAAAAUGGGUCAUUGUUAAUCUGCUCAAAUGCGUAACUCUGACUUAUUGAACAGUGGUGACAAUCUAAAUAAUCCAAAGUAUUCGUGAUUUUAAUUAUGGCACCACCACUGAAAUCAACAAAUGUAUACAGAAAAUUAUAAAAUUAUCAUAUUUUAGAAAGGUUUGGGUUGGAAGGGACCUUAAAGAUACUCUAGUUCCAAUCCCCUGCCGUGGCRGGGACACCUUCCACUAGACCAGAGGGGGAUUGGGCAUCCACAGCUUCUCUGGGCAAUCCAUUCCAAUGCCUCAACCACCCUCACAACAAAGARUUUUCUUCCUAAUAUCUAACAUAAACCUACUGUUUCAGUUUGAAUCCAUUCCCCCUUGUCCUAUCACUACAAGCUCUUUGAAAGUCCCUCUCCAUCUUUCUUAUUGGCUCCCUUCAGGUAAAAGAGAUUACUUAAUACAAGGUAUUUUAAAGCCAGUUGUUUAAAUUAAGGUUAUAGCAACUUCUCUGGCUUUCUGUACCAGGAUUUUAACAUCCUAAUGUGUUACAUCCUAAUGUGUGAAGAUUUGUGAAGGAGACAGAAUUAUCAAGGAGACAAUCCUUUCCAGGAYGACUACUUACCCCAUGCCAGCUGGACUGGUGACAUUUGGGUUUUAUUUCUUUAGGGGAUGACAUGGAGAUGGACUCCUCUUAGUGGAGAAGCCGUGGUUCAUUGCAGGUUCAUUGCUGCUAAGCAGGAAGCCCCAGGCAGGAGUAGCCAUGCUAGAGAGCCUUCCCAGUAAGAGAGAAAAAAAAAAA
Messenger RNA from Malurus melanocephalus (red-backed fairy wren), 5920 nucleotides. RefSeq names its product major facilitator superfamily domain containing 4B (gene SLC60A2). Lineage: Eukaryota; Metazoa; Chordata; Aves; Passeriformes; Maluridae. The coding region runs from base 2554 to 4467 and encodes 637 amino acids. The transcript has 4 exons. The record is from RefSeq and is a predicted model, not a curated record.